CGGAAGCUUAUUUGGGACAAGUCCGGCUUCAGCCGGGAAUAGUGCCCCACGUAUUCCUCUCCCCGCGGGGGAGGGUGUGUGUGUGCCGGUCUGUGCGGCAGCUCGACUGAUUUCCCUGCAAACAGUUUUAAUUAUUUAAUAUUUAAUAUGUUUCCACUAACUGAGGAAAACAAGCGUGUGGCCCAGUUGUUGCUUAGUACUGGUACCUGUCCAAGAUGCAUCUUCAGAUUCUGUGGUGUGGAUGUUCAUGCACCAUACAAACUUCCCUACAAGGAGUUGCUCAAUGAACUACAAAGAUUUCUGGAAACUGAAAAUGACGAAUUAGCUUCGGAAGUUCCAAACCCACCCCCCAAGAAAAUUCGACUGCAAGAACUUGAAGAUGGAAUUGAUGGGAUGGAUAAUCUGGGUCAAAAUGGAGAGGGAAAGCUCUCAGUUAUUGAAGAUGGAAGCAUGGCUUCCAAGAACUCAAAUUUAAAUGUAUGCAAUGUGUGCCUAGGAAUUCUUCAAGAUUUCUGUGAAAAAGCAUUCAUUAAAAAGGUGUGCCAAAAGGUUGAGGCCUCUGGGUUUGAAUUCACCAACUUGGUAUUUUCAGUCUCCUUCCCACCACAACUAUCUGUAAGAGAGCAUGCUGCAUGGUUGCUGGUAAAACAGGAAAUGGGAAAGCAAAGUCUGUCGCUGGGAAGAGAUGAUAUAGUUCAGCUAAAAGAAGCCUACAAAUGGAUAACUCACCCCCUGUUUUCAGAGGAACUGGGUGUUCCCAUUGAUGGAAAGAGCUUGUUUGAAGUGAGUGUGGUCUUUGCUCACCCAGAGACAGUUGAAGAUUGCCACUUCCUACGCGCAAUAUGCCCAGAGUGUUUCAAGCCAGCCAAAAACAAACAGUCAGUAUUCACUAGAAUGGCAGUAAUGAAAGCUUUGAAUAAGAUAAAAGAAGAGGAUUUCCGCAAGCAGUUUCCUUGUCCUCCAAACUCACCAAAGGCUGUAUGCACUGUUCUUGAAAUUGAAUGUGCUCAUGGUGCUGUUUUUGUGGCUGGGAGAUAUAAUAAAUACUCCAGGAAUCUACCACAAACUCCUUGGAUAAUUGAUGGAGAAAGGAAGCUGGAAUCUUCUGUGGAAGAAUUAAUUUCAGACCAUCUUCUGACAGUGUUCAAAGCAGAGAGCUUUAAUUUUUCAUCCUCUGGAAGAGAAGAUGUUGAUGUGAGAACAUUAGGAAAUGGAAGGCCCUUUGCAAUUGAGCUGGUGAAUCCUCAUAGAAUACAUUUCACUUCACAAGAAAUUAAGGAACUUCAGCAGAGAAUUAAUAACUCAUCUAACAAAAUUCAAGUUCGUGACUUGCAGCUUGUCACAAGAGAAGCAAUAGGACACAUGAAAGAAGGUGAAGAAGAAAAGACCAAGACCUACAGUGCCUUAAUAUGGACAAAUAAAGCAAUACAGAGGAAGGACAUUGAAUUCCUAGAUGACAUAAAGGACUUAAAGAUCGACCAGAAGACACCUUUACGAGUCCUUCACCGGCGGCCGCUGGCUGUGAGAACCCGCCUCAUUCACUCCAUGGAGACACACUAUGUGGAUGAGCACCAUUUCCGUCUCUAUCUGAAGACUCAGGCUGGAACCUACAUUAAAGAGUUUGUACAUGGAGACUUUGGAAGAACCAAGCCGAACAUUGGCUCUCUGAUGGAUGUGACUGCAGACAUUCUAGAGCUGGAUGUUGAGUCUGUAGAUGUUGACUGGCCCCCUGCUCUGGAUGAUUGACUUCAAAUUUGGAAACAAGGAGUAGGGUUUUCUGGCACAGUGUGGACGUCCAUUCAGCAUAAACUUUUACAUGGCUGUUUACCCACCAUAACAGUGCCUUGGAAACCAUCUGGAUCAUGUUGAUCUAUAUAUUUUUUAAUUUGUUGUAACAUCUCAGGAUCUAUGUAUGUGUAUAUUUUGUGUUGAAUUGUUCUAAGAAUGUCAUACGAUUUUUCUCAUUCCCUCUCCAUUCCCCCACAAGCCAAACUAUGAAUACUGAAACCAUUUUCUAACUUUCAUUUAGAGAGGUACAAACAGAACACAUUCUCUAGUAAUCUUAGAACCUGUAAUUUCUGUCAGCAAAAUUUCCCUCCACAAGAGAGAUACCACUUUUAAAAUCAUGUUUUAAUUUUUUCAAUGAUCUUGAUAAAAAGUUACAUCUAGCUUUAAUGCAUCACAGUAUCCUUGUAAUAGUCUAAGAUAUCAAAUGCAAACCUGACAUCAUUAAUAUUUUUCCCAGUAAGCUUCAAGCAAGCUAUCACCAACAGAAGUACUUUGGGUGUAAUCUGUUACAAAUCUUAAUGACUCCAAGUUCCUGUUUUGAUAAUCUAAAAUUGUCAGUACAUUUCCUGGGGGAGAAAAAGUGAAACCUUAGGAAUUGAGGCAUACCAUGGUAAGAGACAUUCACAAAUCUUUUAACUAAGGAGACACAAGUGCCUUCAAUGACUUCAAUCCCAGGGAUAAGAUUUUGAAAAAUUUAGAUUGCUAAACAAAGGUAAGCUGAUAUUAUUCCAGAGUGCUUCAGAGUAUUAUCCAAUUUCAGACAUCCUCACCAGGUGGAUAUGAUAUUAUCAUCUCCACUUUAUAAAUGUGAAAACCAAAGAACAGAAGUUAACUGAUUUAUCUAAAAAUCGUUAGUUAAUUCCAUAUCUAGGACUAGGACUGAAGUUUCCCAGUCUCUAGGUCUUUUCUAAUAAACUUGAUUAUUGAGCACCUGCUGUAUGGAAGAGGCACCCAAGAAUGUCAUUUCAAUGCAUGUAACUAUGACAACUGACUUUUGGAAUUUAGAUAUCAAAUCAAGCUUACCAAAAAACAGCCCAAGUAAAUUUCAUAUGAUCGCAUAUGAUUACCAUCUGUUAAUAAGUUAAUCAUCAUUUGGCACUAUGAAGAGAAAAAACUUUAAGUAAGCAAAACCCAAAGAAAAUGGAUGAGUCAUUAAGAAGUUUCAGUAAGGAGCCUCAUUAAAAUUUCAGAUUUAUGUGCAAUUUCCAGCACCCUGAUUCAACUAUCUGAGCUUAUUUUAGAACACAUGUGACUUGGAUAGUUGUGAUUACUCACUUUCCUGUCUCUACAUUAAACAUGCUUCAUAAAUACUAAGUUGUAUUAUUCACCUUAUGAAUUAGGAAAAUGGGUUAACUGACAUGAAAUUUCAUAUGUGAAUAAUAGCAGAUAAUUUUUUCACUAUUUUCAAUCCAGAAAACGAGAAAGGGUUAAUAGAAAUAAACUUUUGAUAAGACGGUAAGAA
Phacochoerus africanus (Common warthog) is the source of this 3250-nucleotide messenger RNA. It is a transcript of the gene PUS10, whose product is annotated as pseudouridine synthase 10. The transcript is spliced from 18 exons. The record is from RefSeq and is a predicted model, not a curated record. Gene Ontology annotation, biological process: tRNA pseudouridine synthesis. The coding region runs from base 148 to 1746 and encodes 532 amino acids. Gene Ontology annotation, molecular function: RNA binding; pseudouridine synthase activity. Lineage: Eukaryota; Metazoa; Chordata; Mammalia; Artiodactyla; Suidae.